Molecule: messenger RNA, 2233 nt
Organism: Patella vulgata (common limpet)
Lineage: Eukaryota; Metazoa; Mollusca; Gastropoda; Patellidae
Exons: 14
Coding region: 125-2233 (702 amino acids)
Source: RefSeq, a predicted model, not a curated record
UCUUGUAAGUGAAGGAAGUAUAGUUGUAUUACCGUAUUCUGUUGCCAGUACUAAAGAGUUGCCUGCUUAUAGUAAACGACUUGCAUUAUCUUUAGCAGGUGUUUUAUGUAAGUGUCCAUAUGUUAUGUUUAUUCUGGUGGGUAUCGAAGAUUCACCUGUCUCUGAUGCAUUCACUACCAGUCAGUUGAAGAAAGAAAUCAUGGAUAAACUCCUAGUAUGGAGAGGGGGAGUCAUGAAAGAAAUUGGAACUAUUACAUUGCGUGAUUGGAGACUGGAACAAGUGAAUUACACAGCACAGAUUUUAUAUGCAUCCGGUGUUCAAAUUGCAGAAGAAAUUGGAAGCUUUAGUCGAAUUAGACUACAAAGUCAUAGCCAAAAAAAGAAAAAUCUGAAUUCAAGUUGUUUGGGUGAAUGGCUAGAUUAUGCUGUAGACGGUAUACAUGCUGAUUUUAAAUGGAUUCCCAAGGAAUUAGAAACACACUGCUUUCAAGCUUUUGAUGAAAUUCCGCGAAAGAUAUUCUCAGACCAUUUAUCUAUUUUUCGAGGAAUGAAAGAAGAGACCUUAAAGCUGUUUAAAACUCAUGAAUGUUUUCCAUUGGUUGGGAAAUUGCUAGAAUUCUUAGAGAAACAGGGAGGUGCAAUAUUUGUUAAAGAUGAAGAAUUAAAACAUCAUUGUGUUACGGAUAUAGAUGGAUUUAAAAACUUGGUGAUGAGUGUGUUAAACUGUAAUCCACCAAGUAAAGCAGAUGUACCAUCUAUCAGUGAUUCUAUUAUACCAGUGUGGACAGAAACAGACUUAAAAGAGAAAUUCUCAAGUAGCGUUCAGUCAGAUGAGAUUUCAGAUCUAAUAGAAUUUAUAAUAGAAAUGAAUCUAUUGGUGCCAGUAAGAUGUGAGAUUGAUGAGUUAGAUAUUAAAGUAUGUGGUCCGAUACCUAGAGUUUAUAUACCAUAUAGUAAUAUACCAAGCAAACCAGCAAUUGAUCUCUUGUCAUUAUAUCCAGAAACCCUACCACCUAGAAGUUAUCAACGAGAGAAAAUCUACACAUUUCUACCAGGUUUACCAGCUUCAUUAUUUCCAACAUUUUUAAGGAAAUGUGGAGAAAUAUUUCGAUUCACACUGCUGUGGAAGACUGGUGCUCUCAUACAACAUGGACCUGUUGAUGUAUUCAUAGAACUAACUGAAAACAAACAUGGAUACUUUGAACAUGCACCAGUGAUAGCUGUACAGGGAAGAAUUGCAUUAUGGGAUCAGCUUGUAGACAGUAAUAAAGAAAAUACCCACUAUGAUGGUAAAUGUCUGUGGGCGGUAUUAAAUACAAUAACAACAAUACUUGAUUCUGUUUGCGUUCAGUUACGAACAUUUGCCAUGAUAACUAUACCUUGUUUAACAUGUGUACCAGAUGGUAACAGAAAGAAGACUUUGGGAAACUUUUCUUGUUAUCAUUUUAACUACUUUGUCUUCUUAGCUGGAUUUGAUCGAGGAAUGGCUUGUAAGAAAGAAGUGAACGCUAAAUUUGUCAGAAAGCCUGAGCUUACAGGAGAAGAUAUGGCAUCUAUUGUACCAUAUCAUAACUACAGUUUUAUGAUGGAAGCUAAUAAUUUACUGAAUAAAGAUGAUUCCUUGUUCCCAUGUGGUGUGCCGACAGAUCCAUUUGGUGAAAAACAAUGUUGGAAAUGUUUUAACUGUUGGAGAAAAGAUGAUUUGGUUUGUCAUCACUGUGGUAUGUGUCAACAAUGUAUAACCUUUUUAGCGAAAAUUGACCGCACUGUGAAACCAGGAUAUGUUGCCAGUAAACAUUACAAUGUGAAAGACUUUAACCAAUCAACAGUCAAGAAUACUGGUAGAAAGAAAGCUAAACUGAUACAGGCAGAAGAAGGUGAUUCAGAUGAAGAAACUGUGAACAUGAUAGAGAAAGAUAUUGAUGCCAAUGCCCUCAUGUCCGGAUGUCUAAUUUCUCUGUUAAGAUCACAAGAACUGAGAUUACAGCAGUGUAUGAAUGGAACAUAUUUUAAUGAAUUGUCUUUAGUAAUUAUCACAGGAAAACAGUUUAUUCUCACUUUAGAAGUUCAGAAUGGAAAGACAAUAGAGUACAAUGCUUCAUGUGGUAUAUUUAUGGAUCAAGAGGAUGAAGAACAUAAAGAAUUAGAUUAUAAAGCACAUACAGGAGAUUUAUUUACUCUUAGAGUUGUUAACAAGGUGAAUAAUCACAAUAAUUAUGUUAUUGAUUUUUAG